Messenger RNA from Plutella xylostella (diamondback moth), 2695 nucleotides. The record is from RefSeq and is a predicted model, not a curated record. NCBI's taxonomy places the organism in Eukaryota, Metazoa, Arthropoda, Insecta, Lepidoptera, Plutellidae.
CGGCAUAUUCACGGUAUUUUACCUAUUUAUUUUACUUAGGUUCAGCAGUAGCUUUACCUCAAACUGAGUUCUUUCAGAGUCAGAGGCCAUGGCUGUGCCAACCACACGUUGACCAGCCAUCUACAAAAAGCCAUAUACAAGAACUUUUGGCCUCGAAUAUAACAAUAAAAAAUAUUUAAGGAUCAGGAAAAGGCCGUAUGGGAUAAUGCUAUUAGCCUUUUUCGUAGAAAGAAAAAAAAGUCAAAGAUCUGUCAAAUAAAUUGUCAAAAAUCAAAACAAAACAAAGCUCACUCAACGGCUGAGUUUUCUUUUUGUGAAUUUUGGGAUUUAUUUAGCUAUUUAAAAUCAUGGAAGAUCCAUUAGACUUGGGAAAGCUAACUAUUACGAAAAGUAAUGUUGAGAAUGUUACUCCUCACAAGGUGGCUGUGGUUGCAUUUAUUAGAGAGUUUGGAUUAUUGAAAAUCGGAGGAAGUGUGUUGUCUCCAAAAUAUAGAAAGGACUUCUGCAUACUAGCACUUAAGCUGAUUCAGUGCCCAGACAUGGAAUUCAAAGAAUUGGAGCACCUCCUCACUCAUGGAAAAUAUAACCUGAUGAGUACUCACCUCCAGAACUUCUGCAGUUGCUUGCAGACGGUGUACAGGAGCGGAGUGAGUGCGCUGAUGCACUGUGUCACCUCCACCAUAGAGAAACUCAUGAUCGAGCAGAGUGAGACAUGCCCUUGCAUGAUCACAAGAAGCAGUGUAUUAGGACUAUAUCUAAGGAGAAUAAUGCUCCAACUGGAUAAGCUCACAUUUAUCCAGCUGGUGUCUCUGUAUAAAUCAUUCUGCUUGUAUUACCAGGAAGGCAGACCUGGUCUCAUGAUCAGGUCCCUUAGUAAAGAGAAACUUGAUAAUAUGGAGGUUCAGUCAGGAAUGUCAUCUACUUCCCCUACAAUGCCCGACGAGUCUAAGCAACACGACCUGUCCAUCAAGAUGGCAGUCAUGCAUAGAGAUCAUGCAUUUGAAGAACGGCAAUGGUCAAGAAAGCAAGCAGAGCUAUUUACUGCGCAACAAGCGAAUCUGCUUCAAAUCAAUGAAAAGAAAGCCCUGCCCCCCAAACAACUUCAAAAGACAAUUAUGGAGAUAAUGAACGACUUACCAGAGUAUUCUGACAUUCAUUUCCUGAGCUUCCUGAACUGCCUGCGCAUGCGGGAGCUGUGCGGCGCGCAGGACUCGUUGUACAACUGCUUCGACCGCUCGCUGGGCAACGUGGCCGGCAACCUGUCCACCAGCGACCGGAAUAAACACUUCCGCUACGCCGCGCUCAAUAGGGCCGCUAUGCACACGCAGUUUGGACACAACGAGGUAGCAAUGGAAGGCGUCCGCGAGGCGCUGUCAAUGGCGGCGGAGGCGGGCGACGCGGCGUGCACGGCGGCGGCGGCGGCGUGGGCGGCGCGCGCGGGCGGGGCGUGGGGGCGGGCGCUGCUGCCGCGCCUGCCCCGCGCGCCCCGCGCCGCCGCCGCCGCCGCCCUCGCCGCGCAUCUGCUGGCUCAGCAUAGAGCUGUUAAUGGGGUUAAGCCGGCUGAGGUGUUUGCGAUGGUAACGAAGGGUGACUCCAUAAACUACCUGCACUCGAUGACGGACCUGACGCUCGCCAGCCUGUCCAACACGGCCGCGCUCUGGUCGCUCUACGGGAAGACAGAAAUGGCCUCCAUUUACUGCCAACUACUGCUGAAUCUCAACACAAAGAGCGGCGUGUCGGGCGGCGCGGAGGCGGGCGCGUGGCACUGGACGGCGGCGUGCGCGGCGGCGGCGGCGGGGCUGGCGGCGGCGGCGGCGUGGCGCGGGGACGACUCGCUAGCGACUGCACUCGCGAGUCGGCACCAGGACCCGCAGAUCAAGGCGGCUGCUCACGCUGCGGCCGCCACCAGGGCGCUUUAUGCAUGUAAAUGGGAAGAAGCGGAACAGAGCAUCAACCAGCUAGCGUCCUACGAGCGUUGGGAGAGCCAGCUGCUGAAGGCCGAGAUGUAUUUCCUGAAGGGAGACGCCACAGAGUCCUUAGAAGCAUUACACGACAUCCUCGACUACUGCAAAACAGAAGACGACAGUCUGCACUUUGUGUCGCUGAAGCUAAGGGCCAUGAUACUGCAGUCGCAGGUGGAAGAGACAUUCGAUGGAGCGCAUUCCAUGAACAACUCCAACAUCAUUGUGCUGAAUGAGGUACUAUCAACAGCCACGAAGUACAACCUGCACUACAUCGCGGCGACGGCGGAGAUGCACAUCGCGAACGUGCAGCUGCACAUGGGCUGCGUCCGGAGCGCGCUCGACCUCGUGCGGAGAGUGCUGCCUACGAUUAUGGCACAUGGCGGCGCUUAUGAUAUGGCGCGAGGUCUGCUCUUAUACACGAAGUGCCGCGUGUCGACGGCGCCGGGCGGCGGCGAGGCGCGCGCGCAGGCGCUGCUGGCGUGCGCCGGCGCGCUGGAGGCGGUCAAGCGGAACUUCCUCAAGGUCAGCGCGCAGGGCCGCCUGCUCGAGACGCUGUACUUUCAGGCUCAGCUCUACAAUGAAAUUGGGAACGUUAGUGCCAGGAAUCAAUGCGCAUGGAUGUACAGACAACUAGAAACUCAAAAUCCAAUAGAACAUUCAAAUUCUAUGCUCAUGCUGUAUUAAAAUAGGCUUGUAAAUAAAUAUUUAAAUUAAACAAUUAUAAAUUUGUA